UCUCAUGUCGCUCCCGGCCGGUGCCUCGCGCGCCCUGGACGAGGUCGAUGCGGCGCUUGCCCAGGUCGAAGCCACCAUGCAACCGCUGCUGGAGAAGCCGCUCGAGGAGGUGAUGGAGAACCUGGACAAUGCCGACAAGGCCAAGCUCAACGUCGCCCUCGCAUACUCGCUCAACUCGCUCUUCCACAUCUACCUCAAGACACAGGGCCAGGACCCGUCCGCACACCCGGUUGCGGACGAGCUUGCCCGGGUCAAGUCGUACGUGCACAAGCUGGAGGUCCAUGCCGCCGUUCGUGAGGGCCAGAAGGCCUCAAUGCGGGCCGCCGGCGACGUGGUGGCCGCAGGCGCAGGGGACGUGGCCCCCAUGGAGGUGGCGGCGGCCGCUGCGGCCGCGCCGGGCUCCAAGCGGAAGGGCCGUGACGCUGAUGAUGGUGACGCAGAGGCUGGCGACGCCCACGCCGCAAAGAAGGCCAAGGCCAAGAGCAAGGGCAAGUCGAAGAAGGACAAGUCCAAGAAGAAGUCCAAGAAGUCCAGGCACUGAUGGUCCUCGCCUGCCCACGCAAGUCUCUUCUCCGUUCUUGCUCCCUUUACUCGUUAAACACCACCCGGUGGAUG
Messenger RNA from Thecamonas trahens ATCC 50062, 615 nucleotides. RefSeq lists its product as uncharacterized. Gene Ontology annotation, molecular function: DNA binding; RNA binding. Gene Ontology annotation, biological process: maturation of 5.8S rRNA; regulation of gene expression. Gene Ontology annotation, cellular component: nucleolus; exosome (RNase complex). NCBI's taxonomy places the organism in Eukaryota, Apusomonadida, Apusomonadidae. The transcript has 2 exons. Bases 5 to 541 code for a protein of 178 amino acids. The record is from RefSeq and is a predicted model, not a curated record.